UUCAUAAGUGCAGUGGUCAGACGUGCAGUGAAAAUCCAUAGUGGUGCUGACAUAAGCUGAGCCUUAGGUCUUUUGAAGGAGUAACUGUUUCCUUAGUUUUGGCGUUUUGUUUUUCAUUCCUUUUUUUUCUGUAAUUUCUGGAAACAGAGAUGGAUAAAAAUGUAAGUCAGGCAAACAGCUGUGAACGCCUUGAUCCACCGACUGCAGAACAGAUACUGGCUGAAGAAGAUCCUACUAGAAGUACUCUUUAUGCAGUUCUUACAGUGAUGGCUUUAGCUGGCAUCCUGGUCUAUACAGAAGAAGUUAUCUAUAUACUAAGAAAAAUUCCUCCAUCUUAUAAGAGGACAACAUACAUAUGGAUCACAGGGGCGCCUACAGUUAUUGCAGCUACAUCCUGUACAGGCCUGUGGAUACCACGAUCAGCUAUGUUUACAGAUUUCACAGCAGCAAUCUAUUUUACCAUCUGUAUCCACAAGUUUCUGGUGAUGAUGAUUGAAGAAUAUGGAGGUGAUGCUAGCUUCAUUAGUAGGUUAAAGGACACUCCAAUUAAAAUUAGCACUGGACCCUGCUGCUGUUGCUGCCUGUGUUUACCUGAAGUGAAAUUGUCAAGGCGAACUCUGAACAUUUUAAAAUUCGGCACCUUGCAGUCAGCCUUACUUCGGCCAGUCUUCUUGUUUUUUGCAAUAGUUCUAUGGAGUAACGGUAACUAUGAACAAGGAAAGAUGGAUAUUAAAGGAGCUUUCUUUUGGAUCACAAUACUUACAGUUAUAACUUUCAUCAUUUCACUCUGGCCUCUUGGAAUUCUAUUCUACCAGGCAAAAUCAAAUCUACAUCAUCAGAAGAUAAUUCCCAAGUUUAUUUUAAACCAGUGUGUUCUCAUUCUGUGCCAGGCACAAGGUGGAAUUUUAAGUAUAUUGGUUGCUACACGAACCAUUGCCUGUGCACCUCCAUUUUCAUCAAGGGCCAGAGGCAUAUUUAUAAAUCACCAGCUGCUAAUCAUGGAAAUGUUUGUCAUCAUUUUACUCUCCCGCUGCUAUUACAGAAGAAAAUACAAUGAGCUGGACAUGACUACAAUACAGUCAGUGGACCUCAGUACAAUGGAUAUCUCAAAGCAAUCCAAUUCAAAACAAAUAAAUGGCAGUGUUCAGUGGGUAUAGUAUUUUAAAAAAAUAAAAUAAAUGUUUUAAUCAAAUA
Molecule: messenger RNA, 1194 nt
Organism: Protopterus annectens (West African lungfish)
Lineage: Eukaryota; Metazoa; Chordata; Ceratodontiformes; Protopteridae
Product: organic solute transporter subunit alpha-like
Exons: 8
Coding region: 150-1157 (335 amino acids)
Biological process (GO): transport
Molecular function (GO): transporter activity
Source: RefSeq, a predicted model, not a curated record